CCUCCUCCUCCUCCUCCUCCUGCGCUUUGACCAAACCCAACCCAACCGCCGCGCUCGCUCUCCUCUUCGCAUCGCCACCCACGCACGAGACCUAGCCCACCGACCGACCGACUCGAACCCCCCUCCCUCCCCCCGGAAUCCCCCAGCCAGCGGCGCGCCGGCGGACCCAUGGAACCCUCCCCCAUCGGCGCCGGCGGCGGCUCCUCCCCCUCCGGGUCGGUGGAGCGGUGGCGCGCGGACGCGUCGCGGGCGUUCCAGCACUACCUGGAUCGGGCGGCGCCGCACACGGCGGGGCGGUGGGCGGGCACGCUCGUGGCCGCCGCGGUGUACGCGCUGCGGGUCUACUUCGUGCAGGGCUUCUACGUCGUCACCUACGGGCUCGGCAUCUACCUGCUCAACCUCCUCAUCGGGUUCCUCUCCCCCAUGGUCGACCCGGAGCUCGAGGCGCUCGACGCUGGGCCGGCGCUCCCCACCCGCGGCUCCGACGAGUUCAAGCCCUUCAUCCGCCGCCUCCCCGAGUUCAAGUUCUGGUAUGCUAUCACGAAAGCCUUUUGUGUUGCUUUUGUGAUGACAUUCUUCUCUGUGUUUGAUGUUCCUGUCUUCUGGCCAAUACUUCUCUGCUAUUGGGUUGUGCUUUUUGUCCUGACAAUGAAGCGGCAAAUUGUGCAUAUGAUAAAGUACAAGUAUGUCCCAUUCAGCAUAGGAAAGCAGAAAUAUGGUGGGAAGAAAGGCCCAGGAGCCAGUGCGUCUAAAGACUGAGAGACCUUGGAUUGCAGAUCCCUGUGUUGCUGCUCCGUGAGGCAACAUGCUGGCAUGCUGGUUUUUUGGUACCAGCUACUGACAGUGGAUGUACAACUCCAUUCUCUAGUCAAAAGAAGCUUAAAGAGAUUUUGCAUCAGCUGAUCGUCUUCUGUGCUGUAUAUCAGUUUCUUCUGUGCAAUGACUCGCGAAACUGGCUCUACUACAUCAUUUACAGUUUUUGUGUUGGUGUUGCACUUGUAUGGACGUGGUAAUGAACCUAACGAGUCCGGUGCAAUGCAAAUCAAAACUAUUGGGGCUUGAUAUGGAUUUGUGCUGUUUAUGAUGCUGGAAUUUAACAUACUCAACACAUUUAUCAUGGUUGUAUUUAUCCUAAACAUUGUCUGCUUUUUGUGUGCAUUAGCCAUUCGGUAAUUGUUAUGUUGAUUGCCCU
Messenger RNA from Oryza brachyantha (malo sina), 1192 nucleotides. Its product is annotated as protein RER1A-like. The record is from RefSeq and is a predicted model, not a curated record. Gene Ontology annotation, biological process: retrograde vesicle-mediated transport, Golgi to endoplasmic reticulum; protein retention in ER lumen. Gene Ontology annotation, cellular component: Golgi membrane. Lineage: Eukaryota; Viridiplantae; Streptophyta; Magnoliopsida; Poales; Poaceae. The transcript is spliced from 3 exons. The coding region runs from base 169 to 759 and encodes 196 amino acids.